Nycticebus coucang (slow loris) is the source of this 775-nucleotide messenger RNA. It is a transcript of the gene NCR3LG1, whose product is annotated as natural killer cell cytotoxicity receptor 3 ligand 1. The record is from RefSeq and is a predicted model, not a curated record. NCBI's taxonomy places the organism in Eukaryota, Metazoa, Chordata, Mammalia, Primates, Lorisidae.
CAUAACUACUGUGGCGAUGGCCGGGAGGUUCGCAGCCUUCGUGUCCUGGGUGCUGCUCCGGGUCCUGUGGCACUCGCCGAUGACCGCAGAUUUUCUGAAAGUGGAGGUGGCAAGGAGUCCCCAGAUUGUGCUUCUGAAUGAAAAUGUGACCAUCUCCUGCAAGAUUCUUGGUUCUCCACACUUGGACAUCAAUAUUAUGGGUAUUACCUGGUUUCGGAAGAGUCAGAUAUCUGGAAAAGAGGUCACGUUUGAACUUUAUGGAGAUCACCAAAAGGCAUUCCGACCUGGUGCCAUCGUGUUUCCAUGGAGGCUGGAGAAGGGGGAUGCCUCACUGCAGCUGCCUAGAGUCCAGCUGGAGGAUGCAGGGGACUACCCAUGUCAGGUGGUGGUCACUCCUGAGAAGGCACAGGGAAGGGUCUGGAUCAAAGUUGUGGCUCACCCAGCCGGCAGACUAUUUCUGGAGCAACCCACAGCAAAAGAGAAUGGAGGCAAACAUAUUGUGUGUAGGUCAAGUGGGUUCUACCCUGAAGCUAUUAACAUAACAUGGGCAAAGUGGACCCUGAAGGUUCUUCAUCGCAUAGAGAAUUCUGAAGGCAUUGUCACCAGUCCUGCCAUCAAGAAUGAGGAUGGUACAUUUAAUGUCACUAGCUACUUGAACCUGCAGUCCUCCCCAGAAGACAGUGGAACUGUCUACCAGUGUGUGAUAUGGCAUACAUCCUUGUCCACCCCCUUGAGGAUCAACACCACACAGAUUGUGGCAGGGGGUCUGGAGUAG